Messenger RNA from Magallana angulata, 2419 nucleotides. Its product is annotated as zinc finger protein 714-like. The coding region runs from base 181 to 1659 and encodes 492 amino acids. Lineage: Eukaryota; Metazoa; Mollusca; Bivalvia; Ostreida; Ostreidae. The transcript has 2 exons. The record is from RefSeq and is a predicted model, not a curated record. Gene Ontology annotation, cellular component: nucleus.
CCAAAAAUUAUUUAGGAUAAUAAACUUAUUGACUUGCUCACUACAUCCGCGUAGGGUACAUUUAAAGUUAACAUGUAAAUACCAAAUUUCUUCACUUUUCUGCCGGCGUUGGAUCACAAAAUACACAAUUUGUGGAAUCUUGGAGUUUUCUUUUCACAGCUACGAGAAGAAAGAGAAAACAUGGAGACCAUGGGAGCGAUUUCCCCGGGAUCAGAAAAGGAAAAUUCUUGCAAGAAACCAAAGUUGUCGUUUUCAAUAGAGAAUCUCAUUGAAACCAAAUCGUCCGAAAAUUUCACAAAGGAUGCUGAAAUAACAUCUCAUUCUGCUCCAACUACCAAACGGAGAGAAUCCUACUCGGAAACCCGGGAAACACCGAGUACGACAAAUCCGGAUAAUGAAGGGGAGCACCAGCGGGAGAUACCCCGGUCCUUUCUAAACCGGACAGGAGAGACGUGGCCGGAAAAUGGACACUCGUACCGGAAGCGGAAAAGUGAUUAUCUGCGGACAAUUCACGACCAGAGCGCGGCAAUGUUGGGCUAUGGUCCUAUGGUUCAUCCCGCGUUUUUGUUCGGACGGACUUCAGUGGAAGACUACCAGGCCUAUUUGUUUCGUAACUACUCCCUGCUGCAACAGCAACUGUCUCCCGUGCCCUCCCGUGACUACACGUACGAAUGGCUACGGAACAGCGGGGUGUCCAAGUUUAACUCUCUCAAGAGUAAAAGUUUUGAUGUACCGCCCUCCGAACCAAAACAACGCGAGCUUCUAAAGAGAAAAACAGAAAGUAAAGCUAAGAUUGUUAGUGCGACAGAGGAGGGAAAAUCGUGUGAGGAGCAACUAUCAUCCCGCAAAGACAACGAGAAAAGUGAUAGCGACAGUAUAAGUAAAGUGAAGAAAGCUGCGAUAAAGACCAACAAGACUUUCACGUGCCUAGAGUGUGGGAAAGUCUUCAACGCCCACUACAAUCUGACCAGGCACAUGCCUGUCCAUACCGGGGCGCGACCCUUCGUCUGUAAGAUCUGCGGGAAAGGUUUCCGUCAGGCAAGCACCCUGUGUCGACAUAAGAUCAUCCAUACGUCCGAAAAGCCACACAAAUGCAACACGUGCGGCAAAGCUUUCAACAGGAGUUCAACCCUCAACACCCACAUGCGGAUCCACUUGGGCUACAAGCCGUUCCAGUGCGAGUACUGCGGGAAGGGGUUCCACCAGAAGGGGAACUAUAAGAAUCACAAACUCACGCACAGCGCCGAGAAGCAGUACAAAUGUAACAUUUGUAACAAGGCCUUUCAUCAGGUCUACAACCUAACCUUCCACAUGCACACUCACAACGACAAAAAGCCAUUCACGUGCCACAUGUGUGGAAAGGGAUUUUGCAGAAACUUUGACUUAAAAAAGCAUAUGAGGAAACUUCACGAUGGGAGUCAAAUCCCCGCCUCUUCAUCGCCCCCCAGGAGUGGGGCUACCCCCACUACCCCCCAGAUGCUUCGGAGUGGGAGCAUGUUCUCCUUGCCCAGUGCUGGUCAAGCUCCGAUUGUCGGGAAUCGGUCGGCCUUCUUCGGACAUUCCGCGCCCGUAAGCUGCCACCAAAGAAACGUGUUUUCUAGUUAUCUCAUGGGAUCUGCCAAUGCAGAUUUCCUGCACAAGUUUUCAUCUUACAUGUAGCACGGUAAAAUCUGCAUUUAGUUGUACAUUAAGAUUUAAUUUUCUUUUCUUUCUUUUGUAUAGAUCUUAGAUAUUCAAUUUAAUUGAAUGGAAAAAAUUCUGCGUAUUAUAAUUAAACAUUCAUAGAAAUUAAUACAUGUAGAUAGAAUACAAUAUGUGAUAUUGGCAUUUUCCUUUAAAAGGUUUAAAAUUAUAAGAAAUGUUUGCUGAAAUAUGAAGAUGGAAAAAAACAUUUGAAUAUGCAUUUUAUUCUUAUAAUGAAGCAAAGAAUUUUUAGAUUCGAAGUUAUAUGAGAACUAUUUUUCAAAAAAUCCCACGAUAUUUCGUGCACGUGCAACGAGAACAUUAAUUAAUUAUUCCUCAUCACUAAGAGACAGUGGAAAAGAUUUUUUAUCCAUAAUUAUGUAGUCGGUACCAUGUUGGAAGCAGAGUGGAACUCUUCAGAACUGGGGUAGAGCACGUGUACGUUUGGUUGUCUCUAAAUAUUUGAUCAAUCUCUGACACGAACUUUCGGGAACUCUCGGAAGGCUACCAGAUGGUCACCACACAAUCACACGUACAAUAUGUGGCCCCGUGAGGUGUUUCGCCCCAUCUUGUGAACGGGAGAUUGUAUUGUUUUAAUUUUUAUGUAUCGACAGCGAUGUAGAGAACGUAUAUACUGUGCACCCCGUUUACGAUUUUUAUUUUGUAAUUUGAUGCUAUAAGCGUGCGUCGAAGCCUUCUGACGUUUGUACCCAACGCUUGUUAAUAAAAGUUGAUA